AGAAAAAACCAGGGGGAUAUACCUGCCAAGCAGCAAGCACGCAGCAACCUCGGAGUCUAAACGGGCGAGUCCACAGCAUGCACGCCUGUCCGAGACAGGGCAUAAAAAGGGAAGGAAAGGCAGGGAGGAGACGACCGGAAUCAGCCCCGUUUUGGCCGCCGGCUUGCACGCAAGCGACUCCCCUGGCGCAGGGUGGGGAAAAGGAUUGUAUUCCUCACUGCUUGUUAAGUCUCUUCGAGUAUGGGGGCAAGAAAUAUUUCAGAAGGGAAUCAUGGUCUUUGAAGCUGUGCUGAAAUCUGUCCUUCAGUUUCCUGAAAAUCUGAAAAAUAAGUUUCUGGUUUUUUACCUUAUUCUGAGCUCACACCUACUAUAUACACAAGCCAUCGAACGUUUGGAAGCCGUGCUAAAGGACUUGGAAAAGAUUGAAGUCAGCUCUGAGAUCGAUGCCUAUUUAUAUACUGCAGAUUUAGAUUACCCCAGUCAUUGUAAUCUAUCAGUGAUAAAAUGCUUUCAACUUGAGAUGAAUGUAGUGUCGCAUGAAUCUAAAUUUGAGGGUCAAAAAUUUCAUAAUAGUGUGAACCGUAUAAUGAGACUUCUUACAAAAUUUCUACCCAUUGAAACGAACACAGACACACAGACUUGCCAACGAUGUGAAACAUAUAAAGAAAAAAAAUAUUCAGACUUUAUAACAGGCUUCAGGUUUGUUAUACAGCGGAUCAACCAAGAAGAGAAGAAAAAAAUGAAAGUUGUGCACUGAGAUACUCCAUUGAAGCUGGAAGACAUAAUUUAUUUCAUCCUUGGAAAGAUAGUUUCUGAAUGGUCAGCCUAAUCCCAUCUCUCUCUCUCUUUUUUCCUUCCCUUCUGGGAGUUUGAAGUAGAGGUAGUCCUCAUUUAUGACUGACUUGUUUAGUGACGAUUUGUGAUUACAAUUAUGAAAAAGUAACUUUGCAACCAAUCCUUGCACUUACGAGUUUCAUGGGUCUGUACAGCAAAGGAAAUUUAAGUAAGAUCAUAGGCACAGUUGAAUUUUCACUUAGCAAUUACUUUGCUUAAUGACAAUUGUGGGUCCCAGUUGGGAUGGCUGAACAAGUACUACCUGUAACUAAAUUAGCUGAACGACACCUAUGUGCCAAUUUUAAAAGGAGUUUGCUUUCUGCUUCAAGAGAGGAGAUCACUUUUAUAUACUGGAAUGCUGGAAAAGAGAAAGAGAAUCCAAAGAGGAGGAAAUUGGGAACAUGGGGAUAGAGUUGGCUUUGGACAGUGACUGAAAAUGUGAAAAAAAUCAGUGCAGAUUCACACA
Messenger RNA from Thamnophis sirtalis, 1300 nucleotides. NCBI's taxonomy places the organism in Eukaryota, Metazoa, Chordata, Lepidosauria, Squamata, Natricidae. The record is from RefSeq and is a predicted model, not a curated record.